GAGAGAGAGAGAGAGAGAGAGGACCCCCCCCGAAGGACCCCCCUGAUUAGAGAGAGAGAGAGAGAGGGACUAUUACUACUACUACAACUACUACUACUACAACCACUACUAGCCUGCAGUUGUGAACGUAGAAACUGUUUAAGUGUAUCGUGCUACUACUACUACUACUACUACUACUACUACUACUGCUGCUGCUACUACUACUACUACUACUACUGCUACUACUACAACUGCCACCAUUACUACUAGAACUAGCAGCUCCUCUUGGCCGGGGCCGGAGGACAUCGGCGCCCUGGCUUAUCCCGGCUCCUUUGGCACCCAGGGGGUUAGGGGGGGGCAUGGCCUACCUCAAAACCCCCCCCUACCCCAUGAACGGCCUGGCACUCGGCAUGGGACACCACUCCCCCAUGGACCCCAGCGUGGCCCAUUCGGUGCCAUACCCUUCAGCUCUUCACUAUGCAGUCACGCCCGCCCCCGCCAGGAAGCAGAGGCGAGAGAGGACAACAUUUACAAGAGCACAACUGGAUGUUCUUGAAUCUCUGUUUGCUAAGACAAGAUAUCCGGAUAUUUUCAUGAGAGAGGAGGUUGCUAUCAAAAUUAACCUUCCAGAAAGCCGCGUACAGGUAUGGUUCAAGAACAGACGCGCUAAAUGCAGACAACAAGCGCAACAGCAGAACACCAACAACACCAGUAACUCCAGCACCAGCACCACCAUCACCAACACCACCACCACCACCACCGCUCUCACCACCACCACCGCCACGGACAGCACCAAAGCGAUCGCUCCAAGACCCAAGAAGAUUAAGACACCAGUCACUCCUUCUCCACCUCCUCCUGUAGUGAAAUGCUCUCCUAGGCCAGCUUCCCCUGCCUAUAAACCCCCGUCUGUGUCCCCUGCCUCUGCACACACACCCCCGAACACCACACCCACACCUACACCAACGUAUGGGACUUUUCAGGGAGAGCAUGGGAAUUAUUCGUCGCUAUGGGCUGGAGCUUCUUUGAGACCCAUGACGGAACUACAUGUCUCGUCUGGAAGUUGUAUGCAGACCCCCUCUUACCAUAUGGCAAAAACUUCAACUUCAUGGAACCAAAACUACGCGCCCACUUCUUAUUAUGGCAACAUGAGCAUGGAAUAUUUGCCACACCAUCAUAUGUCACAUGGUCAGUUCACCACGCCCGUUUCAAAUCAUAUGGGCGGGUUUCAGCAGAUGGGCGGGCAUAUGAUGGGAUCGCAUGGUAUGAUGGGAGGUCAGCAUCACUACUCACGCCCUUCUGUCACGCCCGUGCAAGGUGUGGGCGCCUCAGCUUCACAGGAAUGCAUGGAGUUUGGAGAGAAGUUUCAAGUGCUGUGAAAUUUUGUUGGGUUAAAUUUUUGCGUUUUUUUUUUUUUUUUCGUGGUUUUUUGAAAUUUGUUUUUCAUUUUUGAAGUCCAAAUUUUUCUUUUUCUAAUUGUGAGUUUUUUUUUUCUAUUUUCUUUUCUUUUUUUCAAUC
Molecule: messenger RNA, 1494 nt
Organism: Portunus trituberculatus (swimming crab)
Lineage: Eukaryota; Metazoa; Arthropoda; Malacostraca; Decapoda; Portunidae
Product: homeobox protein OTX2-like
Exons: 4
Coding region: 339-1355 (338 amino acids)
Biological process (GO): regulation of transcription by RNA polymerase II
Cellular component (GO): nucleus
Molecular function (GO): RNA polymerase II cis-regulatory region sequence-specific DNA binding; DNA-binding transcription factor activity, RNA polymerase II-specific
Source: RefSeq, a predicted model, not a curated record